Molecule: messenger RNA, 300 nt
Organism: Glycine soja
Lineage: Eukaryota; Viridiplantae; Streptophyta; Magnoliopsida; Fabales; Fabaceae
Source: the annotation of a RefSeq genome assembly
AUGGCUUUUGUGCAACGUCGAAAAGGUCCUGAUGUAGUGGGAUCGUUCGGAUUGUUACAACCUCUAGCAGAUGGUUUGAAAUUGAUUCUAAAAGAACCUAUUUCACCAAGUAGUGCUAAUUUCUCCCUUUUUAGAAUGGCUCCAGUGGCUACAUUUAUGUUAAGUCUGGUCGCUCGGGCCGUUGUACCUUUUGAUUAUGGUAUGGUAUUGUCAGAUUCGAACAUAGGGCUACUUUAUUUGUUUGCCAUAUCUUCGUUAGGUGUUUAUGGAAUUAUUACAGCAGGUUGGUCUAGUAAUUAG